Molecule: messenger RNA, 664 nt
Organism: Sceloporus undulatus (fence lizard)
Lineage: Eukaryota; Metazoa; Chordata; Lepidosauria; Squamata; Phrynosomatidae
Gene: KRTCAP2
Product: keratinocyte associated protein 2
Exons: 5
Coding region: 141-551 (136 amino acids)
Source: RefSeq, a predicted model, not a curated record
GCGCAUGCGUAUUGGGAACGCUCCCGCUUAACUCGGUGGUCGGUCGGAGGAAUGAGACGGGCGCAUGCGCAAAGGGGGAACCGUGGGGUUCGAACGAAAGGAGAGCAGGCGACGGAUUGAGAGGCGCCCCGCGGUGCAUUAUGGCGGUUGGCACAGGAAUGUCGCUGGUGCUUUCGUCACUGCUCUCCCUCUUGCUUUUCACUGGAAUGCAGAUGUACAGCCGCCAGCUUGCCUCAAGCGAGUGGUUUACCAUCCAAGGAGGGCUCCUCGGCUCCGGCCUCUUCAUCUUCUCUCUAACAGCUUUCAACAACCUUGAAAACCUGAUAUUUGGCAAAGGAUUCCAAGCCAAGAUCUUCCCUGAAAUUAUCUCCUGCCUAUUAUUGGCUUUGUUUGCAUCAGGAUUGAUUCAUCGGGUCUGUGUCACUACCUGUUUCCUCUUCUCCAUGAUUGCUCUGUAUUACAUCAACAAGAUCUCUUCCACUCUCUACCAGUCGGCGACACCAAUCCCUAUGCCCACCAAGGCUGUCAGCAAGAGCAGGAAAAGAAAUUGAUGCUAAAGAGCCUCCUUGUGAGAAGGAUUGCAGGUUGGGGAGGUACGAUGGGGAAAGAAGAAGGGGAUUCCAUCUUAGCAAAUUCUAAUAUCUAAUAAAACUUUUUAACAAAA